This is a messenger RNA of Anopheles gambiae (African malaria mosquito), 3559 nucleotides long. RefSeq names its product vertebrate ancient opsin. Gene Ontology annotation, molecular function: G protein-coupled receptor activity. Gene Ontology annotation, cellular component: membrane; photoreceptor outer segment. Gene Ontology annotation, biological process: G protein-coupled receptor signaling pathway. The transcript has 6 exons. NCBI's taxonomy places the organism in Eukaryota, Metazoa, Arthropoda, Insecta, Diptera, Culicidae. The record is from RefSeq and is a predicted model, not a curated record. The coding region runs from base 1338 to 2774 and encodes 478 amino acids.
CGCAAAGGACGAAAGGCCACUGGCGGCGUGGUUUGCCCGCUCCAAGGAGCAACAAUAUCGCCCACCUUUGGUCCACACCCGCACACAGAUUGUGCUUUACCUUUUUCCACUGCAUACGCCACUCGUGGCGCGUUUCGUGCGAGCGAGGACCGAAACUCCAAAAACCUCACAAUGUGACGCCCAUCUCGGGCCACUGAAGACGCUCACAAGAAGCUGAUGAAUUCGGGCUGCGACGAAACGCGCGUGGGUACAAAAUAUGUAUUUUAUUAGAGCUCGCACCGACACGGAUCGGUUCAGUCUCGUGCCGGAUGCUGUAACGGAUCGUGAUGCCGUGCAGUGAUGCUGCUGCUGACGGUUGCUUCCGGUUGCCAGCUUCCCAGCACCCUUAGCCAAAUUGAGGCGGAAGAGUUUCUUACACGACUUUAUGUGAGUGAUACCGGUACCGAUUCGAGUGCGAUUGGUUUUUGUUAAAUGUAGCGUAAAAAUUACGGUUCAACCUCGCAAAGUGCAUAGUUUGUUCGGGUGGUUAAGUUUAAUUGUGGUCUUUUGUAUGCCGUUUGUGUAUUGUGUUUUGUGUAUGUGUGUGUGUGUGUUAGUUAUUUAAAAGUGCCUUAAGAAAGUACGUUUCCCACCUGAUUUGAAACGUGUCUUAAAACGUCCCCGAGCACGACAUUCCGCUAUACUUUUGCUACGAGGUGAUGCUAAUCGGCCUGACACGUUAGCGCUACCAGUGUCUGCAGUACUAGCUACAGCGGAAGACACUGCGGGAAGGAGUGUCGAAGCAUUUUUGGUAACGGAAACUCUACUCUUCCAGUCUACUUACAAACGAUAGGCUGUACAAAAAUAGGCGCAAAAUGUGCCCGAAGAUAAAAGCGGUCCCGUGGAACCGACAUUUUGUGCGAUGUGAAAGAAUUUAAUUUACAUUUCCUGUGAACUGAUCGGUGACUAGGCACGGUGGUGGUGAUGGUGGUGGUGCGAGCAGUGAUGUACUCUAUCCUUAACAUAUGGCCCAACAACCGUGCCUAACCAACGAACGGUGUACGGGUUUCGCGAACAAGAAAACACACCCAAAGCAAACGAUGGACCAAAAAUGUUUUCACAAGCCUGGUUAGCACAUUCGUCGCUCUACCACCCUGCUGCACAGUGCCAGUUGGACCAGAUUGUCUGCAGCGCUUGCAACGGAUCAGCAAGCGGGAAUCCGUGCCCUCCUAUCGCGCCGGAGAGUAUGAAACUGUCAAGUGCGUCACCCUCGUUUGCAGCCCGCACGCUCGAGUAGGUGCCGAACGGUGUUGUGCACAGCCCCCCCCCCCCCCCCCCCCCCUCCCUGGCAGCACCUGAUGCCGGGACGCUUCACGCCGUGCACGGAUCAUCGCUGGCAGGAUGUAGCACCGAAGAUGUACGACGUCACCGAUGCUGCCGCGAUCAAUUCCGACCACCAGGAGCUGAUGGCACCGUGGGCCUACAAUGGUGCCGCCGUGACACUGUUCUUCAUCGGGUUUUUCGGAUUUUUCCUCAACAUCUUCGUUAUUGCCCUCAUGUACAAGGACGUGCAGCUAUGGACACCGAUGAACAUCAUCCUAUUCAAUCUGGUCUGUUCCGACUUUUCCGUAUCGAUCAUCGGCAAUCCGCUUACGCUGACGUCCGCCAUCUCCCACCGGUGGCUGUACGGGAAAAGUAUAUGUGUGGCAUACGGAUUCUUCAUGUCCCUGUUAGGAAUCGCUUCAAUUACAACCCUUACCGUGCUUUCGUACGAGCGGUUCUGUUUGAUCAGCCGCCCAUUCGCCGCCCAGAACCGGUCGAAGCAGGGCGCCUGCCUUGCCGUGCUGUUCAUCUGGAGCUACUCGUUUGCCCUCACCUCGCCGCCCCUGUUCGGUUGGGGCGCCUACGUGAACGAGGCGGCGAACAUAAGCUGCUCGGUGAACUGGGAGUCCCAGACGGCGAAUGCAACGAGCUAUAUCAUAUUUCUCUUCAUCUUCGGCUUGAUACUCCCACUGGCAGUCAUUAUUUAUAGCUACAUCAACAUCGUGCUCGAGAUGCGUAAGAACUCGGCACGUGUCGGGCGUGUAAACCGAGCGGAACGGCGUGUCACCUCGAUGGUGGCCGUCAUGAUCGUCGCGUUCAUGGUCGCCUGGACGCCGUACGCGAUCUUCGCGCUGAUCGAACAGUUCGGCCCGCCGGAGCUGAUCGGCCCCGGGUUGGCCGUGCUGCCGGCGCUCGUCGCCAAAUCGAGCAUCUGCUACAACCCGAUCAUCUACGUCGGCAUGAACACGCAGUUCCGGGCCGCGUUCUGGCGGAUCCGGCGCUCGAACGGGGUGGCCGGCCAGCCGGACAGCAACAACACCAACAACAGCAACCGGGACAAGGAGUCGGCCCGCCACACGGCCAAGGAGGGGCUGGAGUGCAGCCUGGACUUUUGCCACUGGACGGUGCGGGGCACCCGGGUAAGCAUAUCGUCGGCCGAGCGGAAUGUGCCCGCACCCGCCGCCCGUGAACGGUCGGGCGGCCACAGUGUGACGGGAUCGAGGGAGGAAUCACGUGACCGGCACGUGACGCUGAAAACGAUGCUGAGCGUGGGGCCACGCUCGCCGUCCAGCGUGGCGCCGGUGGCGGCCGACUGCAGCACGACGGACGUGCCGACCAGCGGCGACGGCAGCGUCCGGAUCGUGCGCCAGGACUCGGAACUAUCUGUGAUCCACGAUGGUGGUGGUGGUGGUGGUGGUAGUAGUAGGGUACUCGUUAUCAAAUCGCAAAAGCCGCGGUCGAAUAUGUUGUAGCGUGUAAGGUAAUCGGUAUGGUUGUUUUUUUUAUUACGUUUGCCCUAUUAAUCGAUCCCGGAUGCAGAGUUUAGGAUUAGUGAACCAUAGCUAGGAUAGGGAUAGUGGUGGGUAAGUAGUGGGAUAUGGUACCAGGUACUACCAACCACCUCCGAACGGUAUGGCCGGUUUUGGAGAAGUCAGGUUUCAGGCGCGGCAUCACGAGUGCUGCCGACGAUAUAGCUGCUGCAGUCCACGCGUUGCAUCGAUCCCGUGUAAAGCCGGGCCGGUGUUUGGAGCACGAUUCUAAAUUGCUCUUCCUUCACUGAAAGCGCGAGCCCCCUUUCAAUGAGCGUCGAGGUAAAUUUAAGCAAUAAGCAUCCACCAACAGCUACGAGCUAGUUAACUUUACGAGCAACUAAUUUACCGCCCCGAAUUCCUGCUGCAGCGUGAGCGCGAUGUUCGCGGAUAGUGUAAUUAAUAAGUAAAGUGAAAAAUUCACCACAAAGCAAAACCCUCCCCCUCAAACUAAGACUGUAAUUUGAAGCAUUAUUUAUAGGAUAGGCAUGGGAAAGGAUGGAAAUUGUAAAACGAUUUGUAAACUAUUUGUCUCGCACGCGUGUACAGGUCAGUACUAAUGCCUAACGUCAAUGUAAAUGCUGUCUCGGUGUUUGUCUGUCUGUCUGUGUGUGCGUAGUUUUCGUUUGCCAUUUUGCUAUGUAUGAUCCGCAUUCUGUCAAUUUAGAGGUAUCUGGAUGUAUCAACAAUAAAACCAAACGAAUUCAGUACAAAGUAACGCUCAAGCA